UGGUUGUAGCGGGCAAACGGCACAUCGGCCCGUGCCAUACAUUGAGUGUCAGUGCCUUGGAUUUUUAUAUGACGGUUAUUCAUUUGAUAAUCAUAUAUUGGCUUUAGUUAUCAUGUUUAUAUAAAAUUUAAAACACAAACAAAAACACUAUCAACAAAGAAAUUUAAAUCCGCUGUUAGAUUUCAAAUUUACUCUGCACGUAAGCUCGUUAAACCUUUCAAAUUAGUGAUAUUACAUAAUAAUCUGCAAUGGGCGCAUGUUAAUUAAAUAAAUGUUUUAUCCCACAUUUUUCGUAUUAGCCAUGCCGGAAAAGUUAGUUUUGGGUGCUGUGUAUCUGAUGACAGUAGUCGUUCUGGUACAAGGUCGGACAUGCUCAGAGUUUACUGACGAGCCAGUAUGUCGCAAAGUUGUUGGUAUAGUUUGCAACGGAACCAUGGCGAGUUUUGGCGCCAACAGAUGCCCGUUUAUGUGUAACACAUGUGACUUAAUUGCUGCAGCAACUCUAGCCGUUGUUCGGCAAACUGAAGUUGGCCAGAUAUGCUACGAUGGCGACCCGGAAUGUUCACACCUCGGUCCCAACGUCUGUAAGCCUCCACUCGAGCCGUUUGGACGCGCGUUCUGUCAAAGAUACUGUAACUUCUGCACAGUAGCAACCAAACCCACAACCACGAGCACCUUUCAACAGGCGACAACUAUACGCAGCUCAACAGCAUCUGCUUUCGGAAUACAGCAGACGACAAUUCCAGGCCAGCCAAGUACAGAAGAGUAUUGCGCGGAGAAGAUAGACGACACCAUAUGCAGAGAACUUGGCCAAGUGAUAUGUACAGACUACACGGUGUUCGCAAAGGUCAAAUGCCGCUUCAUGUGCGAGUACUGCAAGUACCACCGUGGAGAAGUCCCGAGCACAACGCCGAGAACGCCUAUCACGUCAGGGGUUGGCCAAAUAUGCUACGAUGACGAUCCGGAAUGUUCCGACAUCGGUCCGAGCGUCUGUGUGUCUCCACUGGACGUGUUUGGACGCGAACACUGUGCUAGAUUUUGCAAGUUCUGCACAGUAGCAACCCUACCCACAGGCGCGAGCACCUUGCAACCGACGACAACUAAACGCAGCCCACCGGCGUCUACUUCUGGAAUACAGCAGACGACUAUUGCAUACCAGCCAAGUACAGGCGGCGUUUGCGUAAAUGAUCCGGAUGCAAACUGUGAGAAGCUCGGUCGGCAGAUCUGCGAGGGUGCUUUGCUGGACUUCGGUAGAUUAAAGUGUCCCCAGUAUUGCGAGAUGUGCUGGAACUCAAAUGUCCCCAGGAGUACCGAACGUACCACCGUUGUUGUGCCUACGCUGUUACCAACUGGAGAGCCUGGACCCAACUUUUUCAAUGAUUGCAACACGACGGCUGAGCUGGUGUUUGUACUGGACUCUUCUAGCAGUGUGGGAGAGAAUAACUUCCAGAUAAUGAGAGAAUUCACUCAAAACGUCACGUUGCGACUGAAACAGGAAUACAACAGCAUGAACAUUACAGUGAUCACCUACAGCAAUAAAGCCAGGGUUGCAUUGAAAUUGUCGGAGUCAACAGACAUAGCUACGAUGCUUGCCCUCGAGGCCAACAUUACAUACAACCACGGAGGCACAAACACACACACAGCCCUCGACCUUAUGAUGCAACAAUUCAGCCGUGAUGUCAACAACCCUAAAGUCAGCAUUGUCAUAACUGACGGCACGUCGUUCGAGCCCGAUAAAACCGCUCAGUCGGCACACAACGCUAAAAUGAACGGCAUUGUGAUGUUCGUAGUUGGAAUCGGGGAUGAUAUCGAUCCGCACGAAUUAACGUCUAUAAGCAGCAAACCAGAUUCCAACUAUCUUUUCAAAGUUACAGAUUUCACCAAUCUAUUGAAACUUUCUGAUCAAUUCCAAGCCAAAAAUUGCACCCGGGGGUACUAAUUGGAUUCCGGGUCAUAUUUGCAUACCUAAUAAAGCCAGAAUAUAGAAAUUCGCAACUAUUUUCGAAGUGAAUGCAAUAAAUCCUACUCGUAUUUCUGGAAUAUCGUUUAGUCUUUUAGUCAAACAUGAUACAAAUUAACCCACUGUGAAAAAUGAUACCACUUUUUCACUUCGUACCUUCUUGAAAGAGAAAAGCACAUUAUUAUAUACCUAUAUUAAAGGCUACUUUGAUGUAAGGCACAUGCUUAUUAACUACGCAUGCAGAUGAUAUAUGUAUGACAUAAUUUCAAAUGUCAAUGCUUUAAAGAGUGUUUUAAAACAGUGGCGAAGUAUUUAUUCAAUGAUUCUUAAAGAGAUGAAAUCGAAAUUUAGUUAAAAUUGCUUUAUUGCUUUCAACAUGCAUGGAUUAACCUUUGACUUGUAAGUUGCCGUAAAUCCAAAUAACAAACAGUAUUUAUGGUUUUAUAUACACUGCUACGUCAUAGAUACGCAGAAAUAAAUUGGUUCACAAUA
Molecule: messenger RNA, 2452 nt
Organism: Dreissena polymorpha
Lineage: Eukaryota; Metazoa; Mollusca; Bivalvia; Myida; Dreissenidae
Exons: 8
Coding region: 272-1939 (555 amino acids)
Source: RefSeq, a predicted model, not a curated record